Messenger RNA from Acanthochromis polyacanthus (spiny chromis), 2351 nucleotides. RefSeq names its product pinhead (gene pnhd). The transcript has 3 exons. NCBI's taxonomy places the organism in Eukaryota, Metazoa, Chordata, Actinopteri, Pomacentridae. Bases 137 to 472 code for a protein of 111 amino acids. The record is from RefSeq and is a predicted model, not a curated record.
UGCAAAAUGUUAUUUAACAGUAACAUUUGUUUGGCCAGAUGCAAAUAUUGUGUGCUAAAGCCCACUCAGAUAGUGCACCUAAACAAUUUGCUCCACGGAAACCUGUUCUGGCUUGAAUUUUUCUCCUUCCCUAAAGAUGAGGAGCCGUCGACCUGCCGCUCCGGAAAUCUCGGAGCCGCUGAAGCAGCUGCCGUCCUGCGGGAUGAACCAGGUUUGUGAGCCGACCGGGAUGCGGGUGGACCGGGUGCUUCUGUUCGAGGGUCCCCGAGAGGUGGAGGUUAUUGAGGAGUGUCACUGUGAGAUCAAGCUGAGCCAAUGCAUCCGCGUCCCCGCACUAAGGACCUACAACUCCGACACACCGUAUGAGAUGGUCAUAGACGUGGGAGGAUGCUCCCGGUCCAAAGGAUCCCCAGGAAAUAGAUGUGGGCAGAUGUUUGGGAGGCUGCGCUACAGGAAGCCGAUGCCUUCUUAGUAGUCCAACUGAUCCACAAAUCUGCCACUUGUGGUCUGAAAGGCAGCCCAGCUCGUGCAUUCCUCAGGGUUACGAGAGCCACAGCUUCUUCAGCCAGCAUGGACAGAGUCGAACUGUCCUCUCCAUCACUUCCUGCCUUUGCCAAAACUAACUACAGCGCCUUCUACUGGAAAACAGCUCCCCAAUCUUCCAGUGAUUCCCAAAAUGAUUUACCGCUGUGGCUGCAGCCCAUUAAUGAACCCAACUAAAUACUACCCUAAAGUAUUAUUGUAUUAUAUGUAAUAUAUGUACAUAUGAUAAUUUUGUAAUAAAUUUAAUACCUCACUCUGUGAUGGCUUCUUAUUAUACACUUUACCCACAAAGUUUACCCAGACUGCAGAUUAGACCUGUUGAAAAGUUUUCCAAGGUGCCCUACAAUAAAACAAAAUAAAUAUUAUAAUAAUGGUAAACAAAUAGUGUGCCUGUGUGCUGCCCUCUCUAAUUCAAAAUUAAACAGACUUAGUAUUUUUGAAUCAAAAAUGUAUAAACUGCUGGUUUGAGACUAAAUCUUGUAAAACAGAAACAAGAGGAAAUGAAAGACUGUGUUGCAGGUUCACCAUACACACAUUGCAAUGACUGUUUUUUGACCAAUUCAGACUUUUUCUCUUCUUGGUGAACCUUGGAAGUAAAUGAAGUUCUAAUGCAAAUCCCCACACUUCUGAAGUUUCAAAGGGUCUGAAUGAGGCCUUAAAAAAACGCUGAAAUGGAGCUUAAUAAAACAACCACUAGACUUGCAGGUAGCUGAUUUCUCCCUGAUUUGCUAUCAAUGUGUGAAAAAAACACUUUCCGUCUCGGUUUUCUGUGUCUUCAAAAGAGAAAAAAGGUUUUACAGCUUGCUUGCAAGGUGUCAUGUAGGGAAAACUUUGAUCUCCUAAAUGUUUAUUACAGUGAAGGAAACAAACAUUUUAAGCCAGAGCCUGUCUUUUGCUUGUGUGUAACUGUGCGUAAAGAUCAAAGGUAACAAAUGGCACCGUGCAUAAUUUCUCUCGUUCCUAGAGAACAAGCGAGUUUGCUUUCAGAAAUCAAUGAAAAUAUGCGAGUUUACUGCAUAAUUUAAGCUGCACAUAAAUCCAUCUUCUAAAUCCAGAGACAUUUUAUUAUUAGUAUUUCUGCUUUUUUAAUAGAGAAAUGAUGUUCCAAUCUCGUUGUACACUGUACAAUGACAAUAAAGCACAUUCUAUUCUAUGGGGUAAACUCUCCCUAAAUUAACAUUUUCAGCUUAUCUAGCACGGCACAUGGGUCAAAUGAUAAAUUCUAACAAUAAAUCAGGAAAUUUACUAUAGGCUGUAUCAGUAAAUAAAAUGUUUUGGUAGGUCUACAUCAGUACCAUACAGGUAGUCGGCACAGCUGGACUUUGGGGCUCCUUGUCAAAAACAAAGCUGCAAAUUUGAUGGUUAUCCAAGUGUAACUGGAUAAGCAGUUAUGUAAAUCUCACAAAGUGUAACCAGCGACACCUGUGUCAGUAUAGCAGUAAUUGGUUUCCACCUAAGGCGUUGUGCCCAUUAUUCUAAAUUAAUGGAUUCAUUGAGGCACUAUUAACCUCCCCCUGUGAGGGUGCGUCCAACAGAGAUCAAGAUCAAGCUUAUUCUGUUUUCAGCUUUAUAUAUAAAAGGGAAAACAUAUUCCACAAUAACAUAGUCACUGAUCAAUAACACUCCAGAUUUUCAAAGGCUGAAGUUACUUUAUUUGAGCCUUUAUUGCCAGACAUGGAGACAAUGGGCUUGAAUAAAAUCUACAAUGGGCUUCACACCUUGUGAACACCGCCAUUAGUCUUCCUUUACAUUCGCUGAUUGGUGAUUUACAUUUGCGACCAAAUAGCAUUUUUACUGCUGUUUACCGA